AAGUGUCCGUUUAGAGUGCACAGUUCGAUUUGUUUUGGUUUAUGCAGACUGCUUUGUCACGGGGAGCCAAGGUCCACCGCCGUAUUUUAACCUGACCGUUCAACAGCUUUCGUUCUCUGCCAGACCCUGGAACAGCUCCUCCUCCACCCUCUGUGUUUCGCCACCCCCUUUCAGGACCGUCGUCUGCCUUGUAGCUCCGUUAUCGGACCCCAGACGCUGGCCUGCUAGUUAGCAAACAAGCUAACGACUGCCAGAUUUUACCCAUGUCCUCUGAAGAAGGGUUGAGCUCAACGAUCGCGGAUUGGCUUUUUAUCAAUUCCUGGUGGCUUCUUCUGCCAUUCAUCAUGCUCCUUGUAGUUGCCGCCUUCAUUGUUGCCUUUGUGUUACUGUUAUACAUGAUAUCGCCUCUCAUAAGCCCCAAACCUCUUAAACUCAACGGGGCCCACGUCGUGGUGACAGGUGGCUCAAGUGGGAUUGGUAAAAGCAUUGCAGUUGAGUGCUACAGACAAGGAGCAUUCAUCACGUUGGUUGCUCGGGAUGAGGCUAAAUUGCUUCAAGCAAAGAAAGAAGUGGAGAAAUUUGCCAUCAAUGACAAGCAGGUGGUUCUCUGCAUAUCAGUGGAUGUUUCCAGUGAUUAUAGCCAGGUGGAAAGUGUGAUUAAACAGGCUCAAGAGAAGCUAGGACCUGUUGACAUGUUAGUGAACUGCGCUGGAACCUCUAUUUCUGGAAAGUUUGAGGAUGUGGAGGUGGACCGUUUUAAAAAACUGAUGGAAGUGAACUACCUGGGCAGCGUUUACCCAACACGAGCGGUCAUUACCACCAUGAAGGAGCGAAGAAUGGGUCGCAUCAUGUUUGUGUCCUCACAAGCAGGUCAGAUCGGACUGUUUGGAUACACGGCAUACUCCCCAUCCAAGUUUGCCCUGCGUGGCUUAGCAGAGUCACUGCAGAUGGAGAUAAAGCCAUACAACAUUUAUGUGACUGUGGCCUACCCUCCUGACACAGACACUCCAGGAUUGGCUGAAGAAAACAAGACAAAGCCUCUAGAGACUAAAUUAAUCUCUGAAACAUCUGGAGUUUGCCAGCCAGACCAAGUGGCCAAAAUCAUCGUUCGAGAUGCAGUGCAGGGGAACUUCAACAGCUCUGUGGGACCAGAUGGGUACAUGCUUUCAGCUCUCACAUGUGGAAUGUCACCUGUCACCUCCAUCACAGAGGGUCUCCAGCAGAUUGUCACCAUGGGAUUAUUUCGAACCAUCGCCCUCUUCUACCUGGGGAGUUUUGACAGCAUCGUGCGCCGCUGCAUGAUUCAGAGGGAGCAGUCGAAAGCAGCUGACAAGAGGGAGUAACAGCAGCCUUACCCUGCCACACACAGCCCCUUCCCCUUCACCCACAACCCCUACCCACAAUCACUUCCUCUCCUCCAGGUGUACUAGUGCACAACCGUAGACUGAAAAAGCUUUGAGUGCAUUUCUGAUAUCAGCCUAACAGGUGGAAUGAAAGAAAGUGGCAGAUGUUUACUCUUUGUUCGUCUGGUCAUGUAGCUUCUCCACAGAUUUCAUUUUUAUUUUAUUUUCCCUCUCGGAGUAUUUCAGGUUUGAUGUGCCCAACUACUUCUUACAGUGGGGUUCGGUUUGAUUUAAGAGGAAGAGGGCAGACUAAACAUCUCAUAGCCUGAUAUAAAGUAGGAAUGCUUUGCUGUGUAGAGGCCCUCCUACCUUUACAUGUAGUGUCUUUUUUUUUUUAGUCAGAGAGAGGAAGCAGCAGGUAGCCUGUCUGACCGGUUGUGCUAAAUAUGGCUCAGAGUUCCUUCCCACUGGGGCUGAAGUGAAACCAGAAUGGUAACUCUUAGCUUAUCUCAUAUUGUUACAUGUAUUUCAAUACUAGGUCCACCUUGAAAGAAUGUCACUAAACAAGGCCCCUUCCUUUCUACCUUUUUCAUACCACAAGUCUUUGCGGGCAAAGCACCUUCCUGUUUGACUGAGUGACCUACAUGUUUCCAGCUACUUGUGUUUUGUGUAGAAUGUUGUUUUUGUGCUGUGUGUGUGUGAACCAAGUCAAGAUGUGUCAUGACAGAACUCUUCAGUAAGUGAUAAAGAGAGCAUGUGUGAGGUUUAACUAACAGAAAAACUGAAUUCCAGUAAGAUAAUAUUCAAAAUCUUUGGCGCAGCGUUGGGGCGAAGACGUUUGGGUGCCCUAGGUAAAAGGAUUGUGUGUUUGUGUGUAUGCUGUGACUGAGCCAAUCCCUGGGGAGAAAAAAAGCCAUUAGAUUUUAUCGUCUCGGGAAUGAAAACACCAAAUUAUUUUCUCAAAAUCCAAUUUUAUUCCAAUGAGAAAGGGAAGCAGGUACUAUGGGUUGAAGCCAUGAAAAAACAUGGGAGAAACAUAAAAUCAGCACAGGAAAUUUCACUUCAAACCUGUGAAUUUGACCAAGUUUGGACACUUGAAAGGAAGUGUAUUUUUUUAACAUGCAGUUUUACGUGUCAGUGCACAUAUUAAGCCACCCCAGUCAAGAUCCAAGUGGGAUCCAGAAUCUGCCGGGGGUGGUGUAAGUCAGGGCAGGGCAGGACUUGCUGGUUCGAGUCAUGUCACUGUAGGUCUAGUGGGGGCGCUAGAGAAUUGUUUUACAAUAAAGGCCAAAACAAUAGAGGGACUUGUGUGCUUGUGACCUGCUGUUAUAUACAGUCAGGACUUUGUAGCUCCUUUAUGACAAUACUGAAUCCCUCCUGAUGUCUGUUAAGCCUUGAAGAGUCUUGUAUUUGUCGUAUUUUUCAUAAAGAGGUUAGAAAAAAAGUACAGUGUUGACUUUUUCAAGUCUUCCUUUGGUCCAUCGCAAACGGGGAGAAUGUACUUUAAUACAAAGCGUACAAAUCAGAACAUAGGAAUAUUAUUUUUAAAUAUGCCAAUAUUUGAAUGCCAAAAUGUGUUAAGACAAUUUUCUGUAGAUGCAAUGCAUUUCUUUGAGAUUUAUUUCAAUGUUGCUGCUCCAUUCAUUGAUCGCAUAGUUAGUUUGUUGAAGCUGUGGAGCAGUGUGGGGACCCAUUCUAAGCCUUAAGAUGUGACUACUGAUAAAGCUAAUGCUACAAGAAUGGACCUGUCCACAGAAAAAAAUGUGGCUUUACCCACAUGUUGUUUACCAGUUAAUUUACUACUUAGUCUUUGAGUGUAAAAUGCCAGAUGUUCUUGUGUAUUUUUGUCAUUUUCCAGUCUUUGUAUGACAAAAUGAAGCCUUAUUCAAAUCCAAGAUAUGAAAGUGAGAAUGGAUGACUCAUGUUUGAUGAUGUUCUCAUUUGAUAUUGGUUAAAGGCACACCUUCCUGCACUCAAGAGCUUUUCUUUAUUGUACAUUUACUGUCAUCAAAAGUUCUCUUUUAUCUUGAGGUAGCAACACUGUUGAUAGAAAAUGUAGCCCAUAUGAAAGCAGUUCUGUUCUAACAUUUUGAUUCAAUCUUCAAGCUAUGCAAAUGAAGCCUAUGCUUACAGUUUGUUCAACAUGACGUCAAGAUAAAAGUUCUGUAAUAGUCACGCUAUUUCCCCUGAUUUGUGGUGUCAUCAUCAUCAGAUGCUUAAGUUCUUGAGUAUUGAACAUGAAAGUCAAAUUUCACUCUUUUUUCAUUCUUUUCUUGUUUUUCUUUUCUGCCAAAAAACUUAACACCUUCACCUUGUGUGCCAUUGAGAGAAAAUGUGAGAAGUGGAACAUCUCUUUGUCUUAUUUUCUUACAUGAUAUACUAAAUAAAUACCUGUGGAAGAAAGUCAAA
This is a messenger RNA of Cheilinus undulatus (humphead wrasse), 3752 nucleotides long. RefSeq names its product 3-ketodihydrosphingosine reductase (gene kdsr). NCBI's taxonomy places the organism in Eukaryota, Metazoa, Chordata, Actinopteri, Labriformes, Labridae. The record is from RefSeq and is a predicted model, not a curated record. Gene Ontology annotation, cellular component: endoplasmic reticulum membrane. Gene Ontology annotation, molecular function: 3-dehydrosphinganine reductase activity. Bases 264 to 1343 code for a protein of 359 amino acids. The transcript has 10 exons. Gene Ontology annotation, biological process: sphingolipid biosynthetic process.